Acaulospora morrowiae is the source of this 1866-nucleotide messenger RNA. The record is from the annotation of a GenBank genome assembly. Lineage: Eukaryota; Fungi; Glomeromycota; Glomeromycetes; Diversisporales; Acaulosporaceae.
AUGUUCGCAAAAACGUUUAACACCUUAUACCGCCCAAGCGCAACGAAUCGAAUUUUUAAUUCCUCAUUCACCAAAUUAACACAAAAUACUCGAACGAUAGUAUUUCCUAAUUUUAAACUGAAUCGAUGCUUUAGUACGCCGGUGUCUAAAGAGAAACUGAUCGUUUUUGACACGUCCCUACGCGACGGUGAACAGUCACCAGGUGUUACACUUACCUCUGAAGAAAAACUCGAAAUUGCUAGGCACCUUUCGAGUCUCGGGGUUGAUGUAAUUGAAGCAGGCUUCCCGAUAGCUUCACCAGGUGACUUUGAUGCAGUCGCACGUAUCGCAAAGGAAGUUGGCCCCCUUAUGAACGGACGAGAAAAAAUUGGCAAGCCUAUGGUCAUUGCCGGACUUGCGCGCGCAACCGAAAAAGACAUAAAGCGAUGUCACGAAGCUGUAUCACAUGCGCCUCUUCAUCGCAUCCACACGUUCCUCGCUACGUCGGACAUACAUUUAAAACACAAACUUAAGAUUGAUCGAGAAGAAUGCAUAAGACGUGCGGCUUCUGCAGUUGCCUAUGCCAAGUCCCUGUGCGAGGACGUUGAAUUCAGCUCGGAGGAUUCCGGUAGAAGUGACAAAGAUUUUCUGUGCAAAGUCUUGGGUAAAGUGAUUGAAGCCGGAGCCACCACCUUGAACAUUCCGGAUACGGUUGGGUACACAAGUCCGGAAGAGUAUGGAGUUCUAAUCAAGUACUUGAUUGAGAAUACGCCUGGAGGUCACAAGGUUGUUUGGUCAACACAUUGCCAUAAUGAUUUGGGUCUCGCCACGGCCAACACCUUGUCUGGAAUCCUCAAUGGUGCCAGACAAGUUGAGGUGACUAUCAAUGGUAUUGGAGAACGCGCAGGCAAUACCGCGCUUGAAGAGGUCAUCAUGAAUAUUCACACUCAUCCAUCGUCAUACCCAGUCUUUCACACCAUUAAUACCCAACAAAUCUAUCGAACUUCUACUCUGGUUUCCUCCCUUUCUGGAAUGGUGGUACAACCAAAUAAAUCCAUAGUGGGUGCCAACGCAUUCCUUCAUGAAUCGGGUAUCCAUCAAGAUGGUGUGUUGAAACACAGGCAAACAUACGAGAUCAUGAGUCCUGAAGAUGUAGGUGUCUUCAAUGUUAACCUGGUUUUGGGCAAACUCUCGGGGCGUAACGCGUUUCGUUCGCGUAUAACCGAGCUUGGCUACGGAGAUAUGGCUGAAGUCGACUUCAACAAAGCAUUCGAUCGAUUUAAGGAAUUAGCAGAUAGUAAAAAACGUAUCACGGAUCACGACCUCCUUGCCUUAUUGUCAGAUCAGGUUACAACAGAUACUGCACCUGAAUCACAACGAUUCCAAUUACAAUCAAUCCAAGUAGUUUCUGGAACUCAAAUGGCCACAGCAACUGUGAAACUCAUGGACUCAAUGAAGAAUCAAGAAUUGGUAGAUGCGGCCAUCGGUAGAACUGGACCUAUCAUGGCAGUAUUUGGUGCUAUCCAGAGAUUAGUGCAACGCAAAAUAAGACUGCUGAAAUACGAAGUACGUGCUGUAUCUGAGGGGAUGGAUGCCUUAGGAAAGGUCAUCGUGAAAGUGACUGAGGAUGUUGAUUCGUCGGGUUUGGAAGCUGUAGCGAAUUCACACGAACACGCUAUUGCCGGAGUGGUGAAGCCUAAAAUAGAUUCAGAGGGAAACACGAAGUUGACCAAAAACACGUAUCAUGGUCAUGGUACGGAUGUCGAUGUAGUUUUAGCUAGCGCGAAAGCAUAUGUAAAUGCCAUAAAUAGGAUAUUCUCGGAAGAAAUUAGGGCAGCAACGGGAAAACAAAGAAGCUCGUUGGAAGAAAGAAUAGCAAAUGUAUAA